CUCUAUAUAUGAUGUGAGGGACAAUUCCGAAGAUUGAAGUCUAACAGCCAUGGCAUCUUCCUCCUCCCCCUCCUCCCUCUUCCUUCUCUUGUCUUUGAUAUCGUUCUCAGGGGUAGUCAGCAGCCGCCAACUCAGCAUUCCACGUAAGCCUGAGCCCUCAAAUGCUGCGGGAACUGCUCGCUGGCUUGCUGCCCAAAACUCUUGGGGCGUUCUCAGUACUAUCUCUAAUGAUCUUGAAGGAGCUCCAUUUGGAAAUGUGGUUUCUUUUAGUGAUGGAUUGCCCGGGCAAGGCCGUGGAAUUCCCUACUUCUAUUUGACAACCCUGGAUCCCACUCCGAGGGAUGCAUUGAAGGAUCCAAGGGUUUCAUUUGCGAUUAGCGAGGCUCCGACGGGGACUUGUGGGAAAAUUGAUCCGGAGAAUCCUACUUGCUCUAAACUUACCCUCAACGGCAAGUUCAAAUUGGUUGAAGGCAACUCUUCCGAAGCUGAGUUUGCUCGACAAGCUCUAUUCUCUAAGCAUCCAGAAAUGAAGGACUGGCCGGAAGAUCACAACUUCCAAUUAUUCAAGUUAGAUAUCGAGCACAUAUUUCUAAUUGACUGGUUUGGUGGGCCAAAGCCUCUAUCUCCAGAAGAGUACCUCAAAUAUAAACAGAAUCAGUUUUCCUUACUCUCCCUGGCAUGAAAUAUUUCUUCAUAGGCAUUGCCUGGAUUCCUAAAAAGUGCCCACGCCAAUUACAGUGAUGUGCAAUAUUAUGUUGUAUUACUUUGUGAAUAUUCAUGUUGAUUAUUUGUCGACUAUUAUCAAUCAUUCGUAUGAUUGGUUCAAAGAAGUUAUCACCGGGUCAAAUAUUCUGAUGCGGAAUUAUUAUUA
This is a messenger RNA of Asparagus officinalis (garden asparagus), 871 nucleotides long. Its product is annotated as protein CREG1. Bases 50 to 682 code for a protein of 210 amino acids. Lineage: Eukaryota; Viridiplantae; Streptophyta; Magnoliopsida; Asparagales; Asparagaceae. The record is from RefSeq and is a predicted model, not a curated record. The transcript has 6 exons.